Messenger RNA from Fusarium venenatum, 1443 nucleotides. Its product is annotated as chromate transporter-domain-containing protein. NCBI's taxonomy places the organism in Eukaryota, Fungi, Ascomycota, Sordariomycetes, Hypocreales, Nectriaceae. The record is from RefSeq and is a predicted model, not a curated record. Gene Ontology annotation, biological process: chromate transport. Gene Ontology annotation, molecular function: chromate transmembrane transporter activity.
AUGUCAAUCGGAGGGUGGGAACACGCCAUGCGCAGAGCUGCGGAUGACAGUUUGCAGACUCUCAAAGUCAAUUGGCAUCUUGGCUUCACUUCAUUUGGCGGACCACCUGUUCACUUUAAAAUUUUUCAUGAUAAAUUCGUCAACAAGUUGAAAUGGAUAGACGAGCAAAUAUAUCAAGAGCUCUUCAGCGUUUCGCAAGCUCUCUCAGGUCCUGGAAGCACCAAGAUGUUGUAUUGCAUUAAUCUCAUCCACGGUGGAUUUUUGCAAGCUGUCCUGGCAUUUUUGAUCUGGAGUGUGCCUGGUUGCUUCGGCAUGUUCGGACUCUCAGUUGGUGUGUCCAAUAUUGGCGACACUCUCCCUCGCGCAGUAUACGCUCUUCUCUCCGGUUUGAACGCUGCAACUGUUGGAAUCAUUGCUCUGGCAGCGGUUGAGCUUUCCCACAAAGCCAUCACGGAUCAAACAACUAGACUUAUUCUUUCCCUGACUGCCAUGGCCGGAAUGUUGUACAACGCGCUAUGGUAUUUCCCUGCGCUGAUUGUUGCAGGCGGCUGCGGUGCAAUAAUUUACGACUACAGGUGGCUUCACCGUCCUGCACGAGGUAUUAGGAAUAUCUACCUCCGGGCCAGGAGAGGAAGGGUUGCUGAAACGGAGAAUGUCCAGGGCGCUGAGAAUGGAACUGGCAGCGAUGAUGGUAUAAACCUCCGUGAGCGUGACACAACCGAUGAAAGAGAAUCUGAAACCCGCGUCGUUCCGCAGGAAUAUCGCCUUGGCUUCUCGUGGAAGUCUGGAGCAGCGAUCAUCGUCGCAUUUCUCAUCACUUUCGUCGUCGUCGUUUCCCUUCGAGGCACCCUGCCUCACGCUCCUCUUCUAUACAAGCUUUUUGCCAAUCUCUACCUUGCUGGUACAAUUAUAUUUGGCGGUGGUCCCGUGGUGAUUCCCCUCCUUCGAGAAUACGUGGUGGCCGAAGGAUGGGUCAGCCCUCGCGACUUUUUAAUCGGCCUUGCCAUCGCGCAAGCUUUUCCCGGACCAAACUUUAACUUUGCCGUAUUUCUCGGUGGUCUUGCAGCUGUUCAUGGAGGUUAUCCUGCCAUUGCGGGUGCGUUGAUAGCAUACCUUGGCAUAUUCGUCCCAGGAAUGGUUCUCGUUCACGGCACGAUGGGGAUCUGGGAGGUUCUGAGAAGCAAACCGUGGGUCAAGUCUGCCCUGCGAGGUGUAAAUGCAGGCGCUGUAGGACUCAUAUAUACAGCUGUGUAUAGAAUCUGGCAAGUUGGAUACAUCGAUGAGGGCUUCCAAGCGGGGAAGAGUCUGGCCGAUGAUCCAUGGUGGGUUGUUGUCACAGCGACGUCUUUUGUAGGAGCGCGGUACUUCAAGGUUCCGGUGCCUCUGGCAAUUCUUCUCGGUGCUUGUAUGGGACUUUUGAGGUAUGGGAUUGUGACUGCUUAG